Colletotrichum godetiae is the source of this 774-nucleotide messenger RNA. RefSeq lists its product as uncharacterized. The record is from RefSeq and is a predicted model, not a curated record. The transcript has 3 exons. Bases 339 to 524 code for a protein of 61 amino acids. Lineage: Eukaryota; Fungi; Ascomycota; Sordariomycetes; Glomerellales; Glomerellaceae.
GCCUGGCCAUGCGCAGCGGGACUUAUUCAGAUCCUCAAAACAUGCAGAAGACGAUUUCCAUCAAAGAGUUGUAAGUGCAUGGACUCGCGAUGAAUAGCGUUCGGCUGAUGGCCGACAACGUGACGUUUCGUCAGAGCGUAGAACAAUGCGUCGCGGUCCAGGUUUCAAUUCCUUGAAAACGCAUGCAAAGUCUGUGCAAAAAGUUGAGACCACACCUCCGUGAUGAGAAGAUGUUAAAAGCAGCCUAUUUCUGCACACUGCUUUUUCUUGCCCUUCGAUCCUGACUUUACGACUACUCACCCAAUAAUUCAACGGCUUUGAUAAACCUCAUCGCCAAGAUGAAGUUCUUUCUACCUCUCGUCCUUUUUGCUGUCGCAGCGACUGCCGCAAGCCCUGCUCUCCUGACAAAGCGCGCCGUGUAUCCUCAAGAAGGCCAAGUAUGCUGCAGACACGACCGGGCCGAAAACUGCAUCUGCGUCGCUCGCGACAAAGGGGAAUGCAACCGAGGAAUUUGCAUCAUGUAAUUACCAAUAAUAACAUACAAUAAAACCGCUCUUGCGUAUUCAUUUGUGGAAGAACUAGGGUGGCUCAUAGUCAUCUUCUUUCUGGUUAUGUGCUGGUCCCGGAUCUUGGCGGAAGUCCGGGGACUGUCGGUUCUGGAGCGCUCAGACGCGGUGUUUUAGGCACAGAACUGCGAUGUGCUCGGCUGUUUGGACGUUUUGCAUUCGGUCGCAGGCGGAUUCUGGAAUAAUCUGAGUGUAAACACAAAUGGCG